UAAGAUUGCUUGGAAAUAUAGCUUGACAUUCCUCUCAAAUCUUUAUCUGUGGUGAACGAGUGACGCUUUGAUAGUAGUAGUAUUUGUCUUGGAUCAUUUGUUUAAACCCAUCUCAGUGUUCAGCUGGUAUGGAAGAUGGAUCUGCUGUCUUCAGGACUGGUGUUUUAUUUAUAGAAACAGAGAUGACUCCAGUGUGGGGCGAUUGAUGAUAAACGUCCAGCCUUUUUUAAAGGUUUGACAUGAUUUAAUGACACAAUGACCCGCUUUCUAGUCUGCAUGUUCACUUUGCUUCAUAUAUGUCUGAAGCCAUCUAAAGCAAUUCUUUCUCCUCCAAAGAAUCUGACUGUGAGAUUAUUGGAUUUUAAGGCUAUAGCUGAAUGGCUUCCUGGACAAGGAAAUCCUCUAGAUACCAGAUACACCUUGGAGUUUAUAACUGCACAAAAAAUGUCUGGAGGAAAGUGGAAUCACACUCAACACUGCACGAACACAGCCAUACUGAAAUGCCAACUGACUUUUGAUGGGCAACCUAAUGAACUUUAUUUUUGGAAUUAUUUUGUGAGGGUCAAGACAACAUUUAAAGGAAAGAGCUCCAACUGGACAACUACAUCAAAGUCUUUCCAGCCAUAUGGAGACACACUCCUGAGUCCCCCGAUUGUAAAAAUCUCAACUGAACAAAAGUCCAUUAAAAUUAACUUUAGUCAUUGGCUGGAAUUAAAACCAGAGGUCAAACCACUGGAAUACCUGCUGUAUCUUUUUGAGAGCAGUCCUGCAGGGGAAUUAAAGUUUGUAGCUAUGAUAUCAACGUAUGAAUCUCCUUACAUUUUUCAUGAUGUGCCAUCUGGCAGGAACUAUUGUGUUAGUGUUUCUGCAACUCAUCAACAAGCCUCGAGGGACAAUAACUUCAACACCACCAAAUGUAUUUUUCUAUUAGAUUCUACUAAAAGCUUUGUGCUAGUGGUGUGCAUUGUGGCCAUGCUGCUGAUUACUUUUUCAACUGGGAUUUUUUUGCCUUUUGGUUGUUUUUACCACAUGAGGCUUCAAAUCAAGAAUCUCCGCAUUCCAAAACCUUUGAUUGUUAUUCCAGGAUAUAAAAGGGUCCUAAAACCAACCCCUGAGGAAUCCCAGCCAAUCACAGUGACCCCACCAAAAAAAGAAAUGAACGCAGAGAGACGUUUUUCUUCAUCCGAGGAAGACUCCAAGGAUGGCUCUGUGUUCUAUCAACCGAGAGAAAACUUUACAUUAUCCAUCGCCAGUGUCAACCCACCAGAGCAAGAUGAGGAGGCUGAGGCAUCAAAUCAGUAUGAUAAGUACACACUGGCUAAUGAUAUAGAAGAUAGUGAAGAAAAUGAAAUAUCUGAAAUGGAUGAUGAAAGUAUGCAUUCAGGUAGUGAGUCUGAAUCAGCAUCUCUCUGUGAUAAUACUUUAAACAAUUCAAGAUCAUCCCAAAUACUACAAACGGUUACCAUGAACAUGUUUGUAAACUCAGAGAUGGAUAGCAAUUAUGCAGAAGAAACUCUUUUCUUUUCUUCUGGCAGUGGCUAUGAAAGAGAAGUCCCUGCUGAAGAGGAGGAGGAUAGCUUAUUUUUGUUUGAUUCUAACUCAGAGAGUGGUUAUGAACCAAGACAUGAUAUGACAAGCAUUAUAAACAUCCAAAUCUCUAGUAUCUAAACUAUGAAGGCCCUUAAAGAGGAUAUAUAUAUCCAGAACCAACUUCCAAAGGUG
Carassius carassius (crucian carp) is the source of this 1722-nucleotide messenger RNA. It is a transcript of the gene crfb12, whose product is annotated as cytokine receptor family member B12. NCBI's taxonomy places the organism in Eukaryota, Metazoa, Chordata, Actinopteri, Cypriniformes, Cyprinidae. The record is from RefSeq and is a predicted model, not a curated record. Gene Ontology annotation, molecular function: protein binding. The transcript has 8 exons. Bases 256 to 1668 code for a protein of 470 amino acids.